AUGAUUAAAAAUGUUAUUGACAAUAUCUUAAUAGGACUACGUCAAAGAUUUAAAUCAAUGGAAAAUAUUGCUCAAGAUUUUUCAUUUUUAGAUCCAACAAUAAUUUAUUCUUGGCCUAUGGAAAACUUGAAAAGAGCGGGAAUCGAUUUAUGCAAUAAAUAUGAAAACGACCUCAACAAAAUUGAAUUCAUUUCAGAACUAGAGAGCUUUAAAGAGCAUGUUUACAACAUAGAUGACGAUUUAAAAAGAGAAACAUUUUUUGAAAUGUUGAAUUUUAUUUAUAAAAAUAAACUUCAAGAUGCAUAUCCAAAUAAAUCCGUUGCUUACCAAAUAUAUCUUACAAUGCCAGUUACUUCAGCAUCGUGUGAACGAAGCUUUAGCAAAUUUAAAUUAAUAAAAACAUAUUUAAGAUCUACUACGGAGCAAGCAAGACUUAAUAACUUAUCUAUUUUAUCCAUAGAAAAUAAAAUUGCAAGACAAAUCAAUUAUGAAGACAUAAUUAAUGAUUUCGCUGCAAAAAAAGCUAGAAAAGUUAAUUUUUAA
Macrosiphum euphorbiae (potato aphid) is the source of this 543-nucleotide messenger RNA. The record is from the annotation of a GenBank genome assembly. Lineage: Eukaryota; Metazoa; Arthropoda; Insecta; Hemiptera; Aphididae.